AUGACAAACAUGAUGGCGUCCGAAAUCCAAAUUCAUGUUGAAGACGAACCUUCCCGUGGUACAGACCAGCUUCUGACCCACCUCCGGGAGAUCAGGAAGAUAAAUUUGGCGUUAAGCCAAGACUCUUCUCCCGAGAUCCUAACAGAUGUAUACUCAAUCAGCAUUCUCGCGACGGAUUUUGGUGGCCUUGGUCUCACUCCAGCCCAACAGCUAAGUCCCAAACAAGAGGCAGAACUUCUCUUCCUCGUAUCUGCAUGGCUAGAAUCCUUGAAUUCAGCAGACCGAAGCAAGUCGCCUCCUGAACCUCUCACCUCACGGCCUAAAGGUAGAAGAGGCAUGACGUUGAGCGAAAAGAUCUUCGCUGCGCAUGAUAUUGAAAGGAGGGGCGAAUUGAAGCCAGGAGAUAUGGUGAGAGUGGACGUUGAUUGGAUUAUGGCAUCUGAGCUUUCGUGGGCGGGUAUGGAACGUGCAUACAAUUCUCUGGGAAAGCCAGGAAUUUUUCGAAAUGACAGGUUCUGGCUCGCGGGUGAUCAUGUCGUAGAUCCGCGGAUCAAGGCUGUGCCUCAGGUUAAGGAUCUUGUUGCUGCCAGUGAAAGAGCACGAGACAACUUCCGAAUGACGGAGUAUCAAGGGAUGAAUUACACUAUCAUGCACACGGAAUUCUGUCGAGAACGAGCCCAGCCAGGGAUGCUGGUUAUUGGCUCUGAUUCACACACAUGCUCCGCUGGAUCAGUCGGAUGUCUCGCCAUCGGUCUUGGUGUCUCCGAUGUCACAAUGCCACUGAUCAUGGGAGAGACCUGGUUCAAAGUUCCAGAAAGCGUGAACAUCCGGCUCAUCAAUGCCCCCGGCCCAGGAAUUGGAGGUAAAGACACGAUUCUAUAUAUAAUGAAAGAAUUGAAAAGAAACACGGUGGCUGCCGACAGGGUGGUGGAGUUCACUGGUCCGGGAGUAGAGCAUUUGUCUUGUGAUGCUCGUUUUGCAAUUGCAAACAUGACAACGGAAUUUGGCGGCAUCACUGGAAUAUUUGUCCCCGAUCAAGUGACCUACGACUUUAUCAAUCGACGCAAGUUGUCUCACCACAAGAAGAAUGCCGCAUAUUUUCGUCCUGAUGAGGAUGCGGAAUACGCCUCGACUUAUGUCAUUGACCUUGCUCAAGUUGAGUCUUUUGUCGCGCUGUACCCAAAUCCUGAUGAUGUUGUUCCCGUGAGUAGGAUUGAGGGGACACAUCUGGAUGGAUGUUUCAUAGGGGCUUGCACGACUGCAGAAGAGGAUCUCAUUAUUGGCGCCAUGGUUCUCGAAAUUGGAUUUGGGAAAGGACUACUUCCGAUCAAAGAAGGCAAAAGAAGGGUAGUUCCCGGCUCGUUGCCUAUUUUGAAUAAACUGAAAAAGUUGGGCUUUGUGGAUAUCUACGAGAAGGCGGGUUUUACAGUCGGAGUCCCUGGCUGUAGUUACUGUGUCGGUAUGGGUGCUGACAGGGCUGGCGAGGGCGAGGUGUGGCUUUCAUCACAGAAUCGCAACUUCGAGAACCGUAUGGGAAAGGGUGCUAUUGGUAAUCUCGCAUCAGCCGCUACCGUAGCAGCAUCUUCUUUCGCGAUGAAGGUCACCGACCCAAGACCUUUCCUUGAUGGCAUCGAUCAGGUUCGAUUGCAAACGAUCCUUGGUUAUCGUCAGAAGAUGGCAUCAGACAAGCCCACCUAUGUCGAGCCUAGUGGCACUCCAGCAUCGAAAGGACCUUCAAGUGCCUCCACACAGACUUCGACUGGAAUUCCUUCACCGCAGCCACCAGAAGAAACCAGUGUUACUUCAGACUCCACUUUCUCAUCAGAUAACCUUCGAGGAAAAGUACAGCGUCUCGGCGAUUUCAUCGAUACCGAUGCCCUCGCUCCCGCCGAAAUCCUCACCCUCUGCAAAACCAAUGAAGAAUUCGGCCAGCACUGCCUCAAGCACACGCACCCCGACUUCCGCUCCCGCGUCAAAGACGGCUAUAACGUCGUCGUAGCCGGACGCGCCUUCGGAUGUGGCAGCUCGCGCGAAAACGCCGUAAGUGCGCUCCUCGGCGCCGGGGUCAUCUGCGUGAUCGCUCGCUCGUUCGCUUUUAUCUACGGACGGAACCAGCCGAACCUAGGCUUAUUAGGAAUCACGAUUACCGACGAGAGCUUCUACGAGGCCGCAGUCGACGGGGUAGAGAUCGCGAUUGAUCUGGCGAGGCGCAAGGUCGUGCUCGCGGGGCGGGAGUGGGGGUUUAAAUUGAGUCAGAUGGAGAGGGCGUUAAUCGAGGCAGGAGGAAUCUCUAGCGCGUUUAGGAAGUUUGGAAAGAGGUUGUUUCAUGUUAUGUGUGCGCCGAAGGGGCGGGUGCCGGGUAAAGAUAUUACGAUGGUGGAUGGGAGUUGUGGAAAUGGCGCUGAGAUGCAGUGGUAGAUAGACAAAGAACCUGAAGUGAGAGUUGACGCUUGUGGAAGUUGUAUAUACGCCUAGGUAGCAAUAUAAAUAGCCUAACAAGUAAACGGC
Molecule: messenger RNA, 2508 nt
Organism: Amorphotheca resinae ATCC 22711
Lineage: Eukaryota; Fungi; Ascomycota; Leotiomycetes; Helotiales; Amorphothecaceae
Exons: 7
Coding region: 1-2418 (805 amino acids)
Molecular function (GO): hydro-lyase activity
Source: RefSeq, a predicted model, not a curated record